UGUUUGCCAUAUUUUAGAUAUUACAAUUAAACUAAAAAAGGAAAAAAAACUAAAAUAACAGUGUUGUUAAACAGUGAAAGAUGCGCACAACUUUAGGCAGUUGGCCAAAGUUUUCAUUGCUGUGCAGCAAAUAUAAUCACGCCAAUCACAAAGACGUCGCCACUUAAGCGAUAUUAAAGUAACAAAAUCAACUGCAACUCAAAGCUAAACCAGUGCUAAGAAAACAGUGUUGAACAAUGUCUUCGGAUACAAAUUCGUGCGCCGGCUUCUUUGUCCAGGAGCACGCAAAUGCGACGCUCUCGCAAUACUUUCAGCAGCUCAACUCGCAGGUGGCUGCAGUUGUAGCCGGCAACAGCAGCAGCGGCAGCAGCAAUAAAGGUGCCAACAACAGCAACAACAGUAGCAGCAGCAGCAGCACCGGCAGCAACAACAACAACACCAACAACAACGGCAACAGCAGCAGCGGCGGCAACAGCGACAGCGGAAACGAUGGCAGUCUGUCCGGCGCGACGGCAGCCGCAAUGGACAACCAUCGCAGCAGCGUCAGCAGCAAUGAUUCCGGCAAAAGCAGCAACAGCAACAGCUCUUCAACAACAGCAGCAGCUGCUGCAGCCGCCGCAGCAGCAGCGGCGAAUGCCUGGAACUUGCAGCAACAGCAAACAGCAGUGCUGCAUCAUCAUCAUCAUCAGCAACAGCAGCAGCAGCAGCAACAACAGCAGCAGCAACAACAACAGCAGCAGCUGCAGCAACAUCAUGUACAGCAGCAACAUGCUGCUGCCGUGGCUGCAGCUCAACAGCAAUUGCAGCAGCAGCAACACUCACAUCACGCGCAGCAGCAACAUGCACAUCAGCAACAUCAGCAGCAACAGCAACAGCAGCAGCAGCAUCAACUGCAGCAUCAGCAGCAACAUCCUCAGCAACAUCAUCCACAUGCACACAAUCCGCACUUGCAUCCACAUCAUCCGCACCAGCAACAGCUACACCAGCAACAUCAACAUCAGCAGCAGCAGCAACAACAACAACAACAACAGCAACAGCAGCAGCACCAACAUCAUGCUGCUCAGCUGGCACACACACUCUCCUCCGCAGCAGCUGUUGCCGCUGCAGCAUCCAACACCAACACCCACUCGAUCUUUGGCACCGGCAAUUUCCACUACAAAACCAACAAUUCGUGGACGUUGCCAACGCUCAGCUAUCAGCGCAUCUAUCAGGAGAACUCGCAUUAUCAUCAGCGCAGCAACAGCUUCAUGGAGGCCCAAAGCUCGACGAACGAGGCGGCGGCGGCGGCAGCAGCAGCAGCUGCAGCAACGGCUGCUGCAACGGCGGCUGCUGCUGCUGCGGCGGCAACAGCAACAGGCAAUGGCAACAGCAGCAACAACAACUCAGCUGAUAACCACAGCACCAGCAACAACAACAACUCCAGCAACAACACCAGCACCAGCAGCAGCAGCAGCAACAACAGCAAUGCCUCAGCAGUGCAACACGUGGCAAGUGCUGUGGCAGCUGCAGUCAUUGCCAACGAGCAUCAAAACCAUUUGAACAGCCUGAAGGCUCGCUUUCAGCCAUCCAGCUCAGGCAGGAAAUCUCCAUUUUUGGGUUUUAUUUGCAAAGCAAACGGCAAAUCCACAUCGAAUAGCAAAGAAAUCAUCUGUCCGGAUGACAAAUACAAAGAGGAGGGCGACAUCUGGAAUGUUGAGGCGCAAACCGCAUUUCUCGGGCCCAAUCUGUGGGACAAAACCUUGCCCUACGAUGCGGACCUCAAGGUAACACAAUAUGCGGACUUGGACGAGUUCUUGUCGGAGAACAAUAUACCCGACGGCCUGCCGGGCACCCAUUUGGGCCAUGCCGGCGGCCUCGGCCAUCGAUCCGAUUCCCUGAGCCAUGCAGCUGGCCUGUCCCUGGGUCUGGGGCACAUAACCACAAAGCGCGAGCGAUCGCCAUCGCCCUCGGAUUGCAUUAGUCCCGAUACGCUAAAUCCGCCAUCGCCGGCCGAAUCAACAUUUUCAUUCGCAUCGUCGGGGCGGGACUUUGAUCCGCGCACCAGAGCAUUCUCCGACGAAGAGCUCAAACCGCAGCCGAUGAUUAAAAAGUCACGCAAACAAUUUGUUCCAGAUGAGCUCAAGGACGACAAAUACUGGGCCCGACGACGAAAGAACAACAUCGCUGCCAAACGGUCCAGAGAUGCACGUCGCCAGAAGGAGAACCAAAUUGCGAUGCGUGCACGCUAUUUGGAAAAGGAAAAUGCCACGUUACAUCAGGAGGUCGAGCAGCUAAAACAGGAGAACAUGGACUUGCGUGCACGUCUAUCGAAAUUCCAGGAUGUGUAAUGAAAAUUAUAUAACAAAUAAAAUAUAUAAUAUAUAAAAGAAAAUGUGACUUUGAGCGAUACGAAAUACCACAUCAACAAUUACAUUAUAAUGAAUAAUAAUACUUAUAAUAUUAAACCUGUCUAUCGAUAACUGAUAAAAACGAUAAAAAUUAUACUAUAAUAACUUUUAGUAAAGAGACAAAAUGAGAAAAACCUAAAC
Messenger RNA from Drosophila mojavensis, 2528 nucleotides. RefSeq names its product hepatic leukemia factor (gene Pdp1). The transcript is spliced from 6 exons. Bases 237 to 2327 code for a protein of 696 amino acids. Gene Ontology annotation, cellular component: nucleus. Gene Ontology annotation, molecular function: DNA-binding transcription factor activity, RNA polymerase II-specific; RNA polymerase II cis-regulatory region sequence-specific DNA binding. The record is from RefSeq and is a predicted model, not a curated record. Lineage: Eukaryota; Metazoa; Arthropoda; Insecta; Diptera; Drosophilidae. Gene Ontology annotation, biological process: regulation of transcription by RNA polymerase II.